Messenger RNA from Diospyros lotus (date-plum), 2987 nucleotides. RefSeq names its product U-box domain-containing protein 35-like. The transcript is spliced from 10 exons. The record is from RefSeq and is a predicted model, not a curated record. Gene Ontology annotation, biological process: protein phosphorylation; protein ubiquitination. NCBI's taxonomy places the organism in Eukaryota, Viridiplantae, Streptophyta, Magnoliopsida, Ericales, Ebenaceae. Gene Ontology annotation, molecular function: ubiquitin-protein transferase activity; ATP binding; protein kinase activity. The coding region runs from base 297 to 2744 and encodes 815 amino acids.
CGAAGGUACAAUCCUAAGAGACAAAUGAAGACUUUAGCCUCCACAUAUAAGCCGAAUCACGAGAAAGGUCAAGCUAGAGGAGGAGAAUCGGCAAGUAAUUGUUACUUGUUGUCAGCCAGAGCUUUUAGAAUUUUGGGAUUUGUUUUGUUUUGUUUUGGCAUUUGAUAGCAGGAUGAAGAAAAGCAGUGCAUUACGGCACGGUUGUGCUCCGAAUUUAGGGGCCUGAGGAAGCGUGUUGGCUGGCGGGUAGUUUCAACUUUCAGACAAUUAAUUCGUGACAAGAUAUUAAUACAGCAAUGAAUGAAAGUGAAAUAAUUCAGGCAAAAGGCCUGCUGGGAUUGCCUCUUCCCCCGUCCUUCACUGUUGCAAUAGCUAUCAGUGGAAGCAGAAAAAGCAAAUACAUAGUCGAGUGGGCAUUGCAGAAGUUUGUCCCAGAGGGCAAGUUAAUGUUCAAGUUGCUCCAUGUCCGUCCCAAAAUAACCACGGUUCCAACACCAAUGGGAAAUUCUAUUCCUAUUUCACAAGUGCGAGAUGAUGUAGCAGCUGCUUAUAUAAAGGAAGCGGAGUGGCAAACAAAUGAAAAGCUCCUACCAUACUCAAACAUGUGUAGUCGGAAAAAGCAGGUACAAGUGGAAAUUCUACAAAUUGAAUCAGAUGAUGUUGUAGAUGCAAUAUCAAGGGAGGUGGAUGACUCAACUAUCAGCAACCUUGUUAUAGGAGCUUCAUCCCACAGCAUAUUUUCGAGAGGACAGAAGUUAUCCUCAAAAAUCGCAGAAGGUGCUCCAAGCUUUUGUACCGUUUAUGUUGUUUCAAAGGGAAAGCUGUCCUCUCUGCGCCCAUCUGAUUCAGUAACAAUUGCAAGUUUCGAGGAUGAAAGUAGGGAAACAGUUGGAAGAAUUGAAGAUGAUGGUAGCGAGGCAAGUUGCUCUACUAAGAAUUCAUCAAGUCACAGUUCUGGCUCACAAGCAGGCUUGGUUCUUUCACAUUCUCUUUUGUGCUCUCCUUCCCUACCGAUGCAGCGGUUUCAAGCUCUUUCGACUAUAAACCAGACCCUUCUUCACAAGAAAUCAAAUUCAAUUGAAAGUAGUGAUUAUGGAAUCUCGUAUCCAAAUAUCAUGGAAAGGGAAGACGGAACGAGCUCUUGUCCUAGCAACUCGGAUAUUGGUCAUCCACAUGGUGGGCCAUCUAGUUUCAGAAGCUUGGUAACGGACCAUUCAUUAUGGACAUCUGAUCAGGCUUCAAUCUCAGACGGUCCUUCAGAUUUUUCAUCCGAAAGCCAGAUCAAUGUCAAUUUUGAGCUAGAAAAACUGAGAAUCGAACUGAGACAUAUUCGAGGAAUGUAUGCAAUAGCUCAGAGUGAGACAAUUGAUGCUUCUAGGAAGGUAAAUGAUCUUGAGAAGUGCCGAUUGGAAGACACAAUCAAGCUUAAGGAGGUAAAAAUUAAGGAGGUGGAAGCAAAAGAAUUGGCAAUACAAGAGAGAGUAAAUUAUGAAGCUGCAAGAAGGGAGGUUAAGUGUGUGAAGGCAUGUGCUGAAAAAGAGGCUGCACAAAAGAGAGAAGCAGAGAUUAAAGCUUCGUAUGAAGCAAAGGAGAAAGAAAAACUUGAGAAUGCACUGAUGGGCCAUCAGCAGUACCAGAAGUUUGAAUGGGAGGAAAUUGUGUUGGCCACUUUAUCUUUCUCUGACAGUCUUAGAAUUGGAAUGGGAGGAUACGGAAUUGUCUAUAAGUGCAGUUUGCAUCAUACGACUGCUGCAGUGAAGAUCCUCCAUUCUAAAGAGACUCACAGGACCAAGCAAUUUCAGCAGGAGCUUGAAAUCCUGAGCAGAAUUCGUCAUCCCCAUUUGCUGAUUCUUCUUGGUGCAUGUCCGGAACACGGUUGUCUUGUUUAUGAGUACAUGGAGUACGGCAGCCUUGAGGAUAGGUUGUUCCAGAAAAAUAAUACGCCUCCUAUCCCAUGGUUUGAGAGGUAUAGAAUUGCUUGGGAAGUAGCAUCAGCUCUUGCCUUCCUGCACCACUCACAGUCACAACCUAUUAUCCACCGGGACCUGAAGCCUGCAAACAUAUUGCUUGAUCGCAACUUGGUGAGCAAGAUUGGCGAUGUUGGUCUUUCAAAAAUGCUUCACUCGGACUCUUCUGCUAUAUCAACUGUUUGCCAGGACACAGGCCCUGUGGGGACAUUUUGCUACAUAGAUCCAGAGUAUCAGAGGACUGGAUUAAUCUCUCCAACAUCUGAUGUUUAUGCAUUUGGGAUGGUGAUUUUGCAAUUGCUGACUGCAAAACCAGCCAUAGCACUUACCCAUGUAGUGGAAACAGCAAUUGAUGAUGAUCGUUUAGUAGAUGUACUUGAUCCAGAAGCCGGCAAUUGGCCAAUUGAAGAGACAAAAGAACUGGCAGUAUUGGGGCUGAGAUGCACAGAGCUUCGCCGCAGGGAUAGACCUGAUUUGAGAGGUGAAGUACUUCCCGCACUGGAGAGAUUGAAAGAGUUUGCUAAUCGGGCUCGAGAUAUGCCAUCCAAUGAACAGAUGGUGGCUCCGAACCACUUCAUAUGCCCAAUAAGCAAGGACGUAAUGGAAGACCCUUGUGUUGCUGCUGACGGGUACACUUAUGAUCGCGAGGCUUUGGAGAUAUGGCUCAGGGAGAAUGAUACAUCCCCAUUGACAAAUCUCCCUCUGCCAAAUAAGAAUCUACUGCCAAACUAUACACUUCUUUCUGCCAUUGCCGACUGGAAGUCAAGAAAGGAAUGACUUCAUUUAUCGUUUGUUCAUGGCUUUUCUCCUUUUCUAGUAUUUUUAGGUACAUUAAUCUGCAUAUAUCAGUUUAAGGAAUGCAAUUUUGCUCGAGUCAGAAUGAUUAGAUUAGCAAAGAUGUGUAUAUAGUUUGGAAUUCAGGGUUGUAAUGGACCAAAAGUGUACGGGUUGAUGAUGAACUAGAUGUUUCUUUGAGGCAAGGCUUUCAAAUAAAGGUAGAUCCAUUUAUAAACUUCUUUA